CGUGACACGAGCUUCCAAUAACAACGGAUUUUGUGUUUGAGCAAUGCCAAGAAAACGCAAAGGGGCUAAUUUGAGCCGCAGUACAAGUAAAGCUCGAAACUUGCGAAAUAGUUGAUCCGAAAGAACAGAAGAACAAAUCCAGUAACAAAAUACUGAUGCACGUGUCAGAAUGGCGCAAUUGCAUCAAGAAGAGCCAGAAGAUACACGAGCUGAACGCAAUGAAGUCAGAAGAUUAGAACAACGACAAUCACGCCGUUUCACAGUCAAUAGACGAAGAACAAAUGACCAACAACGACAACAGGUACAUCGAGCAUUUAUAUCUGAUUCAUUCCUGCAUCUAGCAUUCCAGUAUGAGCCCGAUAUUGAAUAUUAUGCUCAUUCAAAAGUGGUAAUUGGUGCUAUGGACAAGGAAUGUUCGCAUUGUCAUGCUCUGAAAUUCAAAAAUGAGCCAGCUGGGAUGUGUUGCGCGUCAGGAAAAAUGCAACUACCUGAAAUUGAAACACCACCUGAACCAUUGAACGGCUUACUUAUCGGCACGGAUCCAGAUUCUAACGUGUUCCUGAAGUCAAUUCGAAGAUUCAAUUCAUGCUUUCAAAUGACAUCGUUCGGAGCAACAGAAAUAGUUCGAAAUACUAAUGCAAAUGGUCAACAAUUCAAUUCUACAUUCAAAAUCAGAGGCCAAGUUUAUCAUAAAAUGGGCUCACUGCUGCCAAUGCCAAACGAACCACAUAAAUUCUUACAAAUCUACUUUAUGGGCGGCGAGGAUUCCGGAAUUAUACGUGGCAUGCUCUCGAGUGGGUAAACCAUCCAGUUUGUUUGUGUUAGCUAAAGAUGGACUAACA
Messenger RNA from Cotesia glomerata, 842 nucleotides. RefSeq lists its product as uncharacterized. The transcript is spliced from 2 exons. Lineage: Eukaryota; Metazoa; Arthropoda; Insecta; Hymenoptera; Braconidae. Bases 170 to 802 code for a protein of 210 amino acids. The record is from RefSeq and is a predicted model, not a curated record.